AGCUCACCUUUGGGGCAGUUCAGUUCGUGGAGGAUACGCGGUUGCGCAAGUUGUAGUCAGAAAGUGAGCCGUUUACAGGUCAGUUCUGCUCGAAGAAAAUGUUAAAGUGCUUGAUUGUCCUUUGUGUGGGGACGCUGCUGACGGUGGUCGUGGAGUCGGCACCGGCACCGCAAACGCAGAAUCCGAUUGAUUUCCUGCUGGAUUUGAACCAGGAUGUGCUGGACAAGGAAGUGCCGGCUUCGGUGAAGCCGAUCUCGCAAGCUCAGAUUGGAACUACGACGGAGAAGAACGAUGACCGGAAGCCGGCGCCGGUGUUCGAGGAUCAGGAGGCUGAUGUUCGGGAAAUUCCGGGAGUACCUGCGCCGACGGCGAGUCAGCUGAAUACGGAUCAUGAUCAGGGUGAAGAAGAACAGGAAGAUCGGGAAGAAGAAGUUCGAUCGGAUAGUGAGGAUGAAAGCGAGCAGAAGGAACAGCAAUCGACAAGCAAGGAUGAUGAUCAGGAUGUCAAGAAUAAUGAUCAAGACAGCAAGGAUGACGAUCAGGAUAGCAAGGACGAAGACAAGGAGGAUACGACAAUCCGAGUCUACGGUCCUGAAGACGAUGAAAAUGGCGAGGAGCAGCAUGAUGAUCAAAAGCAUCAAGAUCAAGGAUCCGAGAGGAAGGCCGAACCAGAGGUUCAACGUCAACCUCAGGAAGACUCUCGACAAUCGGAAGUAGAGAUCAGUCAGCAUGCAGAUACUGUGAAGCAGUUUGACGAAGUCGUUGAUCAGCGCGGAACUGAUCUGCUUCCGGAUGUCAUUUCGGAGCAACCAGACUCUCUGGAUGAUAAGCAGGAAAUCGAAGUUAAGCCCGAUCAGCUGUUCAACCAUGGAAGCAUAGUAUUCGACAAGAGUACCUUUGCCACCGAUGAAGAUCUGCCAUCGACGACUCCAUUCAACGGCAAGAAGUGGAACCACGAUAAUGGACCACCAGGUUUCGGUCCAUGGCACCCCAAGUUCCCGGGCUUCCCCGGCCACACUCACGACCACGAUCACGACGAAGGCCGACCACCGUUCUUCGGAAUGCCGCCGUUCAACGGUCCACCACCCCGUUUCGAUGGUCCGCCACAUUGGCACUUCCAUAAUCACAGCCACGAACACCGGGAUUGGCAUCAAGAUCACGAUCACGAUCACGGAUUUCACGGGCAUGGAUUCCACCGACGUGGACCCUGGAAGUGGAACCGAAGCUAAACCUCGUCGCCAUCGUAACGGUUGAUUGAUCAGUCGAUUAGUUAGUUGUUCUUAGUUUUAGUUAUUUAUUAGUCAUCGCAAUAACCGCCUUCGACCGCAUCGUCGGAUCCGUCAAUUGGAUCCGGAAGAGGUAAUAAAUUUGGACCGAUAGAAAGAGAAUGUUUUGCGUCGUUGUUUUUGUAUUAGGUGACUCAAAAUGUGGCCAAUAAAGCGAACGAGUCAAAGAAUUAAUUAAUU
Culex pipiens pallens (northern house mosquito) is the source of this 1466-nucleotide messenger RNA. RefSeq names its product nucleolin-like. The coding region runs from base 99 to 1229 and encodes 376 amino acids. Lineage: Eukaryota; Metazoa; Arthropoda; Insecta; Diptera; Culicidae. The transcript is spliced from 2 exons. The record is from RefSeq and is a predicted model, not a curated record.